AGCAUUCAAUUCAUUGAAAUCGAUUGUCCUUUGCCCCAAAAUUUUGGCCGCUGUGGGAUGCGGUGCGACGCGGCGUUGCUUCCCGAGAGACAUUUGUAGGUGUGGCUCCCUGAUCUUCUCUUGCCGCCGACAUGGAUGAGCUUCCUUUGCACAAGAUUUCAAUCUCAGGCCCAACCUUGGCCUCCAUCAUUCAACGCUUCUCUACCUCCCCCGGCGCCGUCGACGGCCUCCUCUUCGGCCACGUCACCUACGUCACCCCAUCCACACUCUCCGACGACUCCGCCUCCGAAUCCUCCACCCUUGUCGCCACCAUCACCGGUUUCCUCUGCCCCGGCACUAUCAAUAGCUUCUAUGACUCCACUGGUGCCGUCGAACUUCACUCACUUCGCCGCCUUCUCAGUGACCCUGUUCUCAACCACCACCCCUCCCUCAUCGGUUGGUUCUCCGGUCGCCGUAAAACCCACCCCCGGCCAUCAAUGCGAGAAUUCGCUGUCGCUGUUUCUCUUUCCUCCAUGACGCAGCUCGCUUUUCCUGUUAAGAAUGCACCAGGGUCUACCAAUUUUAAUCCUUGUGUGUUUUUACUUUUAGCGUCGCCCUUAUCGGACCAAUCCAUCCAUACUCAUGAGUACCGGGCUUACCAAUUUCGCAGAGGUACCGAGUCUUUCGACCCUAAAUCAAUGGAUAUAGUUAACAUUGGGCCUGCGUUUCGCGGGCAUUAUGGUUCUUUUAGCCCUAUUGCCCCCUUUCCAGCAUUGGCUUGCGAUUUUCGGAACUCGCCAAUGAGCGAGGACCGGGAUGAGAGGAUUUUGAAUCAAAUGAAGAAGUUUUCUAAGGAUCAGAGAGAGCUGGAUAUGGGUGCAGACGGAUUUGACGUUGGGAGCUUGAAUCGAUUGGUGGGGUCAGAAGCAGCGAGUUAUACUUCUGGCUUGGAGGAUUUGUAUGAGAAAAUGCUUGUUAAAAUUGAAAAUUUGGCCAGACAAGUGGAAAGGAGUUCUGCCAGGGUUCUUGAGCAGGAAAACCAUAAUAGGAAGUUGAGAUACAAAAUUCUGAAGUCUGCUGUCCCGGAAUAACUGUCUAUAUCAUUUCUGCCGACCAUUUCUUUUUUGUGUCAGUUCAAAGCAGAGAAGAGAAACGAUAAACAACAUACCUCUUUACUUGACUCGGAUUAUUGACGGUUUCUUCUGGAAUCCUCUAGAAACAUGUGACUGAGUACCCUUUGGUGGAAAUGUGGUAUAUGCGGUUCGGGCAGAUGAUGUUGUAUUUUAAAUCUAGGGUGAUUCCUUAGGCUCAAGCAUGUAAUAGUAAUUGUGCAGGGUAGUCGAAUUCUGUUCAUGUAAUUUGCUGUCAUCUAUAUUUUGUAUUGCCUUGUAUUCCCUGCGCCUUCCUUUUACCGAUGUUAAAUGAAAAUCUUUUCAGCUUUAGUUGAAAUUUGCUGUACUGCCUCCGUAAGGUUGCUUUAUAGGAGAGAAAUGCAAUCAAUGUGCAUGGUAGUAUUUUAAA
This is a messenger RNA of Neltuma alba, 1500 nucleotides long. RefSeq lists its product as uncharacterized. Lineage: Eukaryota; Viridiplantae; Streptophyta; Magnoliopsida; Fabales; Fabaceae. The coding region runs from base 132 to 1070 and encodes 312 amino acids. The record is from RefSeq and is a predicted model, not a curated record. Gene Ontology annotation, cellular component: nucleus. Gene Ontology annotation, molecular function: polyubiquitin modification-dependent protein binding. The transcript is spliced from 3 exons.